Messenger RNA from Ostrea edulis (European flat oyster), 2079 nucleotides. RefSeq names its product NAD-dependent protein deacetylase sirtuin-2-like. The record is from RefSeq and is a predicted model, not a curated record. NCBI's taxonomy places the organism in Eukaryota, Metazoa, Mollusca, Bivalvia, Ostreida, Ostreidae. Gene Ontology annotation, molecular function: NAD+ binding. The coding region runs from base 296 to 1723 and encodes 475 amino acids. The transcript is spliced from 16 exons.
UCUGAAAUGACAGGUUGUUUGUAAACAGAAACGAGUUGGGGAGAGUCGAUUGUCGAAUACGUUAAAAAUGUAGCUGUACUUCCUAAAUGUAUAUUGACUAAUAACUCUCCACCAUUUAAGCUCAGACACCAGGAGCAUCGAUAAUUUAACCUAUAUCGGUCAAGAUAUUUAUGACCCAAGCACCUGGGUAAACCAGGAUUACAUGAAUCACUGCAAACAAACCACAAGCAACUCGACAUAAAUAACUGCUUUUCACUCGAAGGUAAAAAAAUCAAUCGUAUUCACGCUCAAAGAGAUGGCAGAUUUAAAAAGUGACGACAAAGAUAUUGAAGGUGUCGAACAUCUUGAUUCCAGUGAGGCUUCAGGUGUCACCAUGCUUACAGAAAAUCCAGAAAAGAAACCCCAAACAGAAUUAACGAAAGAACAGCUGUAUCUGAGGGAAUAUUUUGCCAAAGCAUUCGGACUUCGACCUCCACCAAAACAAGUCCUAUCGACAGUGGAUAUUGAAGGAAUAGCUAGACUAAUCUUGGAAGGCAAGGUUAAAAAUGUCAUCACCAUGGCUGGGGCCGGCAUUUCCACUUCUGCAGGAAUUCCUGACUUCCGUUCUCCAAAGACUGGAUUGUAUGAUAAUCUGGAAAAGUUUAAUCUGCCUAAUCCCCAGGCCAUUUUCUCACUGGAUUAUUUCAAGGAGAACCCAGUUCCCUACUUUACAGUCAGAAAAGAAAUGCUCUUAGGAAAUUACAAGCCAACACCAUGCCACUAUUUCAUCAGAAUGCUUGCAGAACGAGGACUCCUACUUAGGCAUUACACACAGAAUAUCGAUGGCCUGGAACGUAUUGCUGGGAUUGAUCCCGACAUGAUGGUUGAAGCACAUGGUUCUAACAGAGUGGGGCAUUGCUUGGACUGUUCAGCAGAAUACACACAUAAGUGGAUAAAAAAUAUCCUAAGGAGAGAUCAAAUUCCAAAAUGUUCUGCAGAAGGGUGUUCUGGAAUAAUUAAACCGGAUACGGUUUUCUUUGGACAGAGACUUCCGAGUAGGUUUUUCGAGCUUACGGAUCAGGACUUUGAAAAGUGUGAUCUGCUUAUCAUCCUGGGAACAUCUCUGAAAGUCCAGCCGUUUGCGAAAUUACCAAUCAAUGUUCCAGAUGAAACUCCUAGAUUGUAUAUUAAUAUGGAGAAAAACGUAUCGGGCUCGAAACACCCGUUGGCGGUGCUGGUCUUCGGUGGGGGAUUUAAGUUUGACGAAGAGGACAACUAUCGAGAUGUCUUCUUGCAAUCCCCGUGCGACGAAGGUUGUUCCAAACUAGCAGAUCUUCUGGGAUGGGGAGAUGAAUUAAGAUACCUUGUAACAAAGGAGCAUGCCAAGCUUGAACAGGAGUUCAAAGAGGAAGAACAGCACUGUGCAAUCGAAGCAUCAGUCAGUGUUACAAAGGUCUCGGUCAUUACGACACAAGUUCCGGUCAGUUCGACACAAGUUCCGGUCAGUUCGACACAAGUUCCGGUUAGUACGACACAAGUUCCUGUCAGUUCGACACAAGUUCCGGUCAGUACGACACAAGCUCCUAUCAGUACGACACAGAACCCAGUCAGAGAUGUGAAGAGUUCGAGCAAUAAAUCUCACAACCAGAAGACUAGUCAAAUUGGACAAAAAGAACAUGGUACAAAAAUGAAACCAAAUGCGUCCAGAAAUCAAAAAUCCGCAGCCAAGACACGAAAGAAGUGAAAAUGUACAUAGAUGAAGUAAAAACUGAAACCUUUGAAACUUUAAAUGAUAUUUCUUCAUUCCAUUCCCACCGACUCAUUUCAUCUCCAGACUUUGUCAAUCUAAUGAUUCAUGGGAACAGUAAUUCACACAGGAAUGAGUUCGUUCCAAAUAUGUGUUCAUAAUCAUUCAUAUCAUAAUACUAUAUUUGCUUGAGUUUACGAUAAAACCUAAGAACUGUACGGAAUAUAUAAUAUGAUGUUCAUGAAAACCUUUGGAAAUUUCAUUUGUUUAAAAAGUAUAUGUGACUCUUAGUUUACUUUUAUUCAUGGAAAUUGGUCGAAAGUCCGAUAUUAAAACAUUGUUUGUUUUCUCUU